Messenger RNA from Podarcis raffonei (Aeolian wall lizard), 2215 nucleotides. Its product is annotated as retinol dehydrogenase 12-like. The transcript is spliced from 7 exons. Lineage: Eukaryota; Metazoa; Chordata; Lepidosauria; Squamata; Lacertidae. The record is from RefSeq and is a predicted model, not a curated record. Bases 1 to 1008 code for a protein of 335 amino acids.
AUGGACCUCCUCCAGCAGAAGAGACACUAUAAACACCUGCUGGCACCUACUCAGAGGAGCAGACCAAGAGAAAAACUCUAUACAUACCAAAGUAACAUUUACGGUUGCGCUCUCUUAUGUUUUAGGAAGUGGUUUGCAGGAGGAGUAUGCACAUCAACAGCUCGGCUGGAUGGAAAGGUGGCCGUGGUCACAGGGGCUAACACUGGCAUAGGGAAGGAAACUGCCAAGGACCUCGCACGAAGAGGUGGUCGCGUCAUCCUUGCCUGCAGAGAUAUAGCAAAAGGGGAAACAGCAGCCCGUGAAAUUAUAGCCGAAACAGGGAAUCAGCAAGUUAUUGUGAAAAAACUGGACCUGUCUGAUAGCAAAUCUAUACGGGCAUUUGCAGAAGAUUUCCUAAAAGAGGAGAAGAAGCUCCAUAUCCUCAUUAACAAUGCAGGAGUGAUGAUGGCUCCCUAUUCCAAGACUGCUGAUGGUUUUGAAAUGCAUAUUGGAGUCAAUCACCUUGGGCAUUUUCUCUUAACAUUCCUGCUGCUGGACCGUUUGAAAGAGUCAGCCCCAGCUCGGAUAGUGAAUGUGUCUUCGCAUCUCCAUGCUUUUUGGCGGAUAAACUUCAAGAACCUGCAGGGAGAGAAAUACUACAAUGGGUUCCUGGCAUACUGUCAAAGCAAACUGGCUAAUGUUCUGUUUACCAGGGAGCUGGCUCGUAAAUUGCAAGGCACUGGAGUUACUGUCAAUGCUUUACAUCCUGGUGUGGUUGAUUCUGAAUUGGCGCGUUACUCAUAUACGUCAGGAAUUUUUAAAGCGCUGUUUCGCUUCACGUUUAAGACACCAAAAGAAGGAGCCCAGACUAGUAUUUACUGUGCAGUGGCAAAGGAACUGGAGUCAGUGAGUGGGCAAUAUUUCAGUGACUGUAGACCUGCCUGGGUUGCUUCUCAGGCUUGUAACAAAGAGACUGCAAAAAAGCUGUGGCAAGUCAGCUGUGAGCUGAUGGGCAUCCAGUGGGAGUGAACUGGGGUGGGUCUGUGGUUGACAUUCGUAGACAGAAUGUGAAGGCAACCAGAAAGAAAUAAACUAUCCUUAUCUUCUCAUGUGUAGAUGUCAGUGUCUAGCAGGCACUUUAUAAACAUAGAUUGUAUAUUAAUAAAAUAUGUUCUAAUCAACACUGAGUUCUACUCUUUGGUGUCCUGAAGACAGUGAUACUUAGCUGCAAACACAUAACUGCUUCCCUGGCGGGGGGGAAGUGAAUCUGCCCUAAUUGGUUUGUCAUAUAACUUUCACAUGUAAACCUGUUAGAUUGGUUGGAUUUUGAGAAAUUAUCUGUACAUAGAGGAGGGCAAAAGGAUUUUUUUUAUGUACUGAGUCAGAAUCUUCUUCCUUCACUUCACAUUGAAAACUCUUUUUAAAAAACCCACAAAACACUGUAUGCAUUAUCUGAAAAUGGAAGUCUGUAGUCACAUCCACACCAAACAUUUAAAGCACAUUUGUAGCAUUUUGACAGUCAUGGCUCCCCACAAAGUAUCCUGAAAACUGUAGUUUACCCCCCAAGCUACAAUCCCCAGCACCCUUAAAAUUACAGUUCUCAGGAUUCUUUGAGGAAAGCCAAGCUUAGGGUUGAACCAGUGAAGACGGUGAAGGUCCUGUGUGAGUGCCUGGAGGCGGUUGGAGGAUGGAUGGCGGCUAACAGUGAAGGGAAACAGUUAGGGUUACCCCAAACAGCCCUAAAAACUGUUUGUGAAUUCUCCCCCCCAGCCAGGCCUCGCCUCAAGCAUUUUAAAACUGCAUUUCCUCUAAGACAAAAAGCAUUAGCCAAGCAUAUUCCGCUUGCUGUAACUAAAAAAGAUUGCAACAAAGGUAGAGAACAGUCCAUUGUUUCCCAGGCCUUUCUCAGGCUUUUGGCCUUGCUAUAAACCACAUUGCAACUUGCUUUCUAUCCGGGAACCAUGCCAAAGCACAAGAAUGAAAUAACUGGCACACUCUGAAAUCCCCUCACCCCCUUUCCUGGGAAAAGUCCAAAAAUGGUCCCAAGACAGAAAAUUUCUGUUCAUGCUCAGGGGAACUCAUGGGCAGGACUCUUGAAGAAGGAGGAGAAAGGGGGAGGGAACUGGAAAGGGAUAUAUACUCUGUGCAAUGGCUUCGUGCUUGUUUUGUGACUUAUCACACUUGCUCCUCUGCCCACCCGGGUUGGCAGAAUAAAAAGCUCUUUCUCUGGAUUUAA